Molecule: messenger RNA, 918 nt
Organism: Microthlaspi erraticum
Lineage: Eukaryota; Viridiplantae; Streptophyta; Magnoliopsida; Brassicales; Brassicaceae
Source: the annotation of a GenBank genome assembly
AUGGCGGCGAAGCGGAAGGUGUUAGUGUGGGUUCGACCAGACGGUAGGGCCGAGAGGUAUGAGGGUGAACAUAGAAGUUUACAGUUAGAAUAUAAGGAGACACGGAUGAAAUACGAGGGGUUCCGUGCAUGUGGUUAUAACAUAGGAAUGGGUUAUACUGGACUGGUUCCACACUACUGUAAUGAUGAGAAUCCUUGUUGUGACUUAGUCCUCCUUUAUGCCAAGAUGGGCAUACAUUGUUACAACCUUCUCCAUGGGAAAGAAUUGCAGCUGAUUAGGGUAAAGAAAUACAACAAGUCCGUGGGUGGUGGUUGUGUUAUUUCAUCUUACUACAUGACUUGCGAAUCCAAAGAUCCAGCAGCGACCCGUGGUUCGGUUAGAACUUUUCAGGCUGUAGUUUGUGAAGACUCGUAUAACAGAUUCUAUUUGACUUGCAGUGUCGCUAGGCUUGUAGGGAAUGGGAAUGGUGAAAAGCACAAGAAAACUGUCAGGGGUUACGGUGCCCUCACCAGUCUCAUGCCUAAGUUGCCGGCGGAGGAUCCUUUCAAAGAGGAUGAUACUAUUACUAGCCGGUUUUACGUGUUCAAGGAAUCGGAGCUUCAAGAGAAAGACUGGAUCCGUCUGUAUUUGGAGCUUGCGGUUGCCACAAGCAAUAGGCAAAGCGCUAAGAUACACAGUCUGACCAAUUUGAAGAUUCUGAAGGCGGCUAUGGAAAUCACAGGAGACCCGAAUGGUGCAAUUAUCUACAUAAGGUACGAGGACUCCUGCGAGGCUCGAGUUGGUAAGGAUGUCGAUCGCAUUGCUCUUGUCAGAAGAAUCUUUGAUAAGGAUAACGAAUCCUUGAUUCUUGUGGGUUGUAAUCAGAGCUUCAUAGCAAGUGCUCCCCUCGAAGCUGGCUCGUCCUCUUCACAAGACUGA